Molecule: messenger RNA, 630 nt
Organism: Durusdinium trenchii
Lineage: Eukaryota; Dinophyceae; Suessiales; Symbiodiniaceae
Source: the annotation of a GenBank genome assembly
AUGGGUGGCAGCCGCAGUCGACCGAGUCGCCCGGUGGAGCUGGAGGAGUCGCCGACCUCGAGAUCCUUCACGCGGCAGGUGCCGUUCAACGACGAGGAGCCGGCGUCGCCCUCGUCCCCGCCCUGGACGCCUUUGGGGCCUGUGAGUCCUGGCACCGGAAGCCUGAGCUUGGGUGGGCGGCAGUUCUUCGGCAGGUCCUCGGGACCCUCCUCGCCGGAGCCCAGCCCGUUGAGUCCCAAGAGCCAAAGCUCCAAGUCCAGUCGACCCUUUCUGGCCAGGUUUCCUGAGUCUUCAGCGUUCUCCAAAUUCCCUCAUCAUUGCCCAAGUGCCUCUCGCGAUGCCUCGAAUGCGGCGGAUGACAGCAGGAGCUGGUCGGUCUUGAGCUUGGGUGGGAAGAAGGAUGAGCCACAAGAACUCACCGAGUUUUUGAGACCGGCGGAUGGUGGUGGCUUUGGUGCUUGGGGAGUUGGAUCGAUAGGGGUGGAGAAGUGGUGGGUCGAUGAGGGUUCGGCCCAGUACUGGGCCGUUGAAGUCGAGGUCAAAUAUGGUCGAAAUCUUGCAGUUGAGGCUAGAUAUGGAUAUGUGCAGCCAAGAAUGUUCAUUCAAUCGCUGCAUUUUGCGACACACUAG